CUUUCUACUCUACUUUUAUAUGUUGUUAUAUUUUGCUAUGCCUAUCAUCAAAGCAUCUGCCUUGUUUCUUGGUUUGGUUAGGUCUCUACCUUUGUGGAUGGGAUUCUUUCUUCUUUUUUCAUUUUGAAUGUGUCGGCACGCUAGGAAUAAGGCAUUAGUAUUAGAAAGACUACGCUGUAUUCAUUUUAUAAGCAUUCUCCUUAUUACAUCUUUCUUUGCCAUAGCCAAAGUUCCCCUUUCCUUUUGAAACCUAUCGUGGUAGAGGUGCGAUUGGGGAAGAGAGAUGAGUGAGUCAGGAAAUUUUGGGCAUCAGCAUUCACUGGUGUUGAAUGAAGGGCAGAGCAAUCAAAGUGAAAGAGCUUUCUGCUCAAGGUGUAAAAAGAAGCUGUCACUGUCAGCUCCAAGUUUUAGCUGUGCGGAGUGUGAGUUUCACCUCCAUAAGAAAUGUGCUGAGGCACCCUUGGAGAUCAAUCACCCUUUUCAUUGCAAGCAUCCUUUCCUCCUUCUGCAACACCCACCUUAUGGAGGACGCUGCUUUUGCGAUUUUUGUGGUGAGACAUGUAAGGCCUUCAUUUAUCAUUGCUCUUGUGGAUUAGACUUUCAUAUCACAUGUGCUUUAUUUACAUAUAAUAUUGCUCAAAAAAAUUUUGAAGAGCUUCAACAUGUUGCUCUUCAAGAUCCAUUGGUUUCCACCGAAAAUGAUGGUGAAGAACUUGAUAGUUUUCAGUGUUUCGGGUGUUGGAAACCGUUGCUAAGUUCUACCUACUUUUCUCUUGAUUGUGGAUUCCAUCUCCAUAAAAAAUGUGCUGAAUUAGCUCUCAAAAUCAGUCAUAUGUGUCACCGCAAACAUCCUCUUGUUCUACAAUUUUAUAGUCUAUGGCUUUCUUGCAACAUAUGCCAAGACACCCGACGAAGAGGAUUUGUUUAUUGUUGUUUGCCUUGCAAGGUUGCUGUUCACAUUGAGUGUGUAUCACCCUUGCCCGUCAUUGAAGAUAAAAGUCAUCAACAUCCGUUCACCCUGUUCUGGAUACGUGCCCCUUUCGUUUGUCAUGCGUGUGGUAUUGAAGGAAAUUGUGCUGCCUACGUGUGUUGCACGUGCAGCAUUAUAGUUCAUAAAAAAUGCAUUUCAUUGCCACGCAUUAUCAAGCAAAAGAGGCAUCACCAUCUCAUUUUUCACAAAUAUUUCCUUCAUGAAGACGAUUUUAAGAGUUGGGAUUGCAUAAUUUGUCAUGAAGACGUCAAUGCGGAGCACGGCUGUUACUCUUGUUCAGAUUGCAAAAUUACUGCCCAUGUGAAUUGUGCAAUGAAGGAUGAAAAUUGGUAUUAUCUAGUUUCACCAGAAAACAAAGAUGAGGAAUCUACUAAUAGUUUGGCACUUUUGCCUGGUGAAUCUAUUGACUCCAUCACUUGUGUUUUUGAGAGGAAUGAUGCCGGAGAAGCCACAAAAAUAAAACAUUUCAAGCAUAUGCAUGACUUGAUGUUAAGUGAGAAAAUUGCGGGGUAUGAUAAAUGUUGUGAGGGGUGCAUGUUACCUAUCUCAGCUUCCUUUUACUGUUGUUCAGAAUGUGAUAUCUUUCUUCAUAAAGCCUGUGCUGAAUUACCUAAGAUGAAGAUGUUGCAUUCUUCGAUACAUGUAUGCCCACGAAGAUCGCUCAGCCUUACUUCAAACUGCAUUUUCAGAUGUGGUUUAUGUUGGCACCUGUCUAAUGGCUUUGCCUAUAAAUGUGAUGAAUGCGGGGGUACGGUAUGCCUUCGAUGUGGAGCUCUAGAACUUGAUAGUACUCUAACAUGUCGAGGACACGAACACCCCCUCCGUUUGCAUUUCGAGUAUGAAGGAAAGUGUUGUGCUUGUGGUGGUGACAUUUUACUUAUGGCAUACCGUUGUAAGGAUUGCAGUUUUGCUUUACAUUGUAAAUGUGUUGCAAUACCAACUACAACCCAACACAAAUGCGAUGAACAUGUUCUUGUACUCACAUACGGAGAUGAUAAUGAUUAUUUAGAAUGUCAUUAUUGUGAUAUUUGUGAGAAAGAAAGAGAACCAAAUCUUUGGUUUUAUCAAUGUAUAAUUUGCUAUACUUUUGCUCAUAUCGAUUGUGUCCUUGGAAGAUAUCCAUUUAUCAAACUCGGGAGUAUCUAUAAAGAAGGAGAUCAUCCACACCCUCUCACUUUUGUGAAGAAGAUUUAUUACUACCCUAAAUGCAUUGAAUGUAGUAAGUCUUGUCAAGAUUUGGCUCUUGAAUGUGUUUUUCCUGGAUGCAACUAUAUUGUCCAUUGGAAGUGUAUAGCACCAGAUAAUCUACAGUGGUCAGUUCACUUAUUGUAGAAAUGUCUAGAUGGAGGUCUUAUUGGUCAAGAUAUAUACAGGAAAACCCAGGCAGGGUAUGGUCCAUAUUACUAGUAAUGCUUGUUAUUUUUGUAAUUGUUACUUAUUUUCAAUUUCAAAUUUAAAUGUAAUGCAGUGAUUUGGACUUAGAAUGUGUGAGGUUUGGAUUGCUUUUAAUUAUUCGGUCUAGAAUUUCUCUCUAAUUUGAAAGUGUGAUUGUACUUCUAUAUAUA
Molecule: messenger RNA, 2556 nt
Organism: Theobroma cacao (cacao)
Lineage: Eukaryota; Viridiplantae; Streptophyta; Magnoliopsida; Malvales; Malvaceae
Source: RefSeq, a predicted model, not a curated record